Melanotaenia boesemani (Boeseman's rainbowfish) is the source of this 5693-nucleotide messenger RNA. RefSeq names its product ephrin-A2-like. The record is from RefSeq and is a predicted model, not a curated record. The transcript has 4 exons. Gene Ontology annotation, molecular function: ephrin receptor binding. Gene Ontology annotation, cellular component: plasma membrane. Bases 777 to 1421 code for a protein of 214 amino acids. Gene Ontology annotation, biological process: ephrin receptor signaling pathway; osteoclast differentiation; axon guidance. NCBI's taxonomy places the organism in Eukaryota, Metazoa, Chordata, Actinopteri, Atheriniformes, Melanotaeniidae.
CAGCUGCUACUCAACUUUUCUUCUUUGUUCAUGUCUUUCCUGGUCCGACCAGGUCCGCUUGGUUCGGCUCGACCUGCAGCGGUGGAACAAGGAGCUCACAAAGUCUGAGUCCACAAGGGAGAAGGAACAGAAACCCGCUCCUGAAGCGUGGUCGUGAACUCCAAACAAGACAAGCGGAGAGCAGCGAGGAGAGUUCGGGGAAGGUCGCAGCGGAGCUCGGCGGACCUGAAAAGUGUGGAGCAGUUACAUAAGAGACAAGAACAAGACAUAAAUCCUGAAUGAGAGCUCCCAGGUCUGAUCCGGACUGCGCGUAAACGUGGGACCGAGCUUAGUUGGCAGACAGCAGGACGCACAUGGACGGACUUUCUGAGUGUGUGCACGCGGUCCCGAUGCGGUUCUGACUGUGAAAAUGAAACUUUGGGGCAGGUUGUCCUGUUGGACGCGGAUUUGGCAGAAUUUCAGGGUGUUUGAGGGCGAACCGUCGCCGUGAAGUCCUUUCCCUCCGCGCGCAUGAAGAAGUGACUCCUGCAGCCGCGCAGCUGAAUCAGAUGGAUUAUAAUCUGCGCCUGCUGGCAAAUUAUCAGUUGAACGUGUGAGAGCGGGAGGAUGAAGCCGGCCAGCAACAAAUUCUGAGUAUUGAUCUCUGUGGAUGAAAAAGUGAUAAAGAAUCUUUUCUCUCCGUCCUGAGCACCGCACCGGGACAGUUUUUCAUGUGCUUCGGUUCUGGUUCCCCCUGCGGGUCACAACGCGCUCACAGCUGAAGAGAAGAGACGCGGAUGUUCGCCGGGACGCAGCGCGUCGCGCCGCCGCUCAUGGAGCGCUCCGGACGGCCGCCGCCGCCGCUGCUGCUGCUCGGCCUGCUGCUCCGACUCUGCGCCGCCGUCACCGACGACCGCAUCAUCUCCGACCGGUACGCCGUCUACUGGAACAGCUCCAACCCCAGGUUCUUUCGGGGCGACUACACAGUUGAGGUGGCGAUCAACGACUACCUGGACAUCUACUGUCCUCAUUACGAAGGGGCGGAGUUGGCUGAGCGCAUGGAACACUACGUGUUGUACAUGGUGAACUACGACGGGUACACCACCUGUGAUCACCACAGGAAGGGCUUCAAACGCUGGGAGUGUAACCGGCCGCAGAGCCCCAACGGACCGCUCAAGUUCUCCGAGAAGUUCCAGCUGUUCACGCCCUUCAGCCUGGGCUUCGAGUUCAGGCCGGGACAUGAGUACUACUACGUCUCGUCACCUCAUCCAAACCUGGCCGGGAAACCCUGUCUGAAGCUGAAAAUCUACGUCAAACCGACCAAUGACUCCGUGUACGAGUCUCCUGAGCCCUUCCUCACGGACGACACCACUGGCGGCUGCAGCCUCACUCUACCGUCCGCCAUGUUGAUUUCUCUCCUCCUCAUCCUCAUCUCAUCAUAGCACCUCCUUUUCCAAUAGCUGGACUGAGCUCUGCCCUCGUCUUGCCAUACUGUGGACAGCCCGACUUUCGACUCAUUUGGGCGCAAGUUGGACGCAGUGGGAGGAACCACGUUUCUACACCAAGUGGAGUUUCUGUUAAAAACAAAAACAAAAAAAAAAAGGAAAUGAAACAGUGUCAGAAAUCCAUAAGCUAAGACUCCACUGAUUGCCAUGUUAAUAUUUCCACCCCAACGUGUGGAAUGAACUCUGAUGUUUUAGAGUCUGAAGGUUAUUUACUGGAUAUUUAUCCAACUUCUUAAGUUUCUGGAGUCAUUUCACUUACAUUUAAAUUAAAAGAAAAUUUCAGUGUCUACACCAACAUGUAACUAAUCCAAGAGUAAAGACUUUUUCUACAGUUUGCUGAAGCCAUACUAAUGGUUUAACAUGUUAUUGGCCAUUAAGAAUCAUCGUCAUCUCAAUAACCUGUGGGCAUGAAAUCUCAUUUCAGUAUCCUGACAAAAAUAAUGCUUAAAGUUCUCAUGAAACAGGAAGCAGAAUGUUGCAUUUGUUUAUUUUCUAAAUUGGAACAAACCCAGUUCUUUCAGAAAAUGCUACAAUUCUCCAAGUGUUGGUUGAAACAAUUUUUUACUCAUCGUUUUCACUCACAAGUCGACUAGAAAUCUAUUAAUUCCUAAAAGAAUCCCCUUAAUCACUUAUUGGUGUGCCUUAAAUAAGAAAGAAUUUAAAUUUGAACCAUAGAUUUUUAAUAAAGCACACUGUAUGCACUGUAGUUUGAUAAGAGCACAGCCUAACAACCUGCAGGACGUUGUUCUGAGUUCUUAUGCAUACAAAUUAUCUGGAUCUUAAGAAGGAUUUGCAGGUCAUGUCCGUUUCAACAUCUAAAAUAAAUUUUUUUUUUAUUUCUAGGUCGCAAACGUUAAGCUAAUUUCCAGAAAAUGAUCCUGAUUUGCUCCAGUAGUUACUAACUCCCAAAAACUCAUCUGCACACCUCAAAAUGGCCUGGAGGGGACUCUAAACCUUUUACUUCAUUAGAAAAUGUUAAUCUGAUUUCACCCAGACAGAACUCCUAAACUAAAGAGUUUGUUUCAGAUGGAAACGUUUGUCAGUUAUGAAUUUUUAAAACAGCUAUUGAACACGUGAUUUUGUUUUAAUUGACAAAACUGGAGAGUAAUUCAUGCUAAACCGCUGCCUUGGUUAUUUUAGAGAUGGAUCUUUAAGUGAGAAAAUGAUGGGUUAAAAAUCAGGUAACUUUUAGUGAUCAUAGCGUCAUAACAGGUGCAGUCAUGCCGGCUGUGGAGGUUUGUUUACCUGUGAAACAUGGUGAUCAGUGGAGACCAGCUUCAGCCUGUGAGGUUUUGGAUGGAUGAUGCUGUCAGAAAUUAACUCAUUCUCAGCUUUCGUCACAGUUCUGGACAGGCCAUCAACCAGUCUGCAUGAAACCAACAUGGACAGACUCACUCAAAGGAUCCCAGCAGCAGUUAGUCUUAACCCAUUCAGUCCCAGAAACAUACAUUAAAUAAAAAUAAAAAUCACUGAUGGUUACAGUCAAACAUGAGCUGCAGUGCCACUUAAAACGAGUGAAAUUGUAAGAUGACGUCUAUGGAAGUGAUUCUGAACCUUACUUCAAUUUAAAAUGGAUUAACAGAAAUGCUUUUUCAUUUUCAGAAUAUAGCUGCAUUUAUUGACUCAAAUAAAAUGAAUAAAUAAACUGCAUUUUCAUUUUCUUCUCCAAGACUGCUUAUUUUAUAACUUAAUUAAAAUGAUAAAGAAAAGGACAUUUAAGAUUUAAUUUUCCAAACAUGCCCCAGCAAAUAGGUAUAAAAGUAUAUUUGAAAUGUCAAAUUUCAAAAUUAAAAUGCAUUAUAAAAGAAAAUGUAAAGGACAUUGCUUUUUCAUUUUCAUGUCCGCCCUGCAAUCUAUGAAGAAUGAAUUUUUUCUAACUCAUCCGUUAGGAUGUUGUUUAAUCUUGAAAUUCUGCAUAAUUAGGGGCGGGUCCUUUUGAUUGACAAGUAUCCAAUAUCCACGGCAAGAAGGGAGAGUAGCACAACCAUGUUCUCAGAGCGGCCUCCCUCAGCAGCUCUGGCAUAGAUUUGGAAAUGACGGAGCUCUUACUGCUGUUUCUAACAGUCUGUGGUACCAACACAACUUUCAAGCUCUACUCCUCUCUCAUGUUCCAGCAUCAGACAUGCACACCGCCCUCUACCGUAUUUAGAUGCGUAGCUCGGUCAGACUGGGGCCGAAGAAUUAGAAGAAGAAGAAGAGCGGCCACUGACGUCACUGUCUUGCGCCGCCUGGGAUUGCCAAUUCAAAUUGAAUUUUGUGACAUGUUUUGCGGGGCGGACAUGAAGCAAUGUCCUUGACAUUUUCUUUUUAGUUGUCAUAAAAAGAGCAGUUUUGAAAUUGAAAAUAAAAUGAAGUUUGGAUGAUCUGUUAUUUUAUUUGAGUCAAAUAAUGCAGCUAUGACCUUGAAAUGAAAAAGCCUUUCUGCUAAUGCAUUUUAAUUUUGAAGUUUGACAUUUCAAGCUGGGGUAUGUUUGGAAAAUUAAAUCUUAAAUGUCCUUUUAUCUUUUUAAGUUAUAAAAUCAGCAGUUUUAGAGUAGAAAAAGUAAAUGCAGUUUUUCUUAUUAUUCAUUUUAUUUAUGGAUCAAAAAAUGCAGAUGAAAAAGCAUUUCUGUUAAUCCAUUUUAAAUUAAAAUAAGGUACAGAAUCGCUUCCAUAGACUUGUGUAAUUAAUUUGAUCUCUAAACUACUAAACCAGCCAGGAGGACUAAAAAGUAACUAUAGACAGAAUAUAGCUUAACUUUUCCAACGGUUUUGGAACCAGUCGUGCGUGAUUAAAAGGUUAAACACAAAUAUUACAAGUUCAGGGACUGUGAUAUUUGCUUUAAGAAAUCAAACAUAAAUUCUAUAAGUGAGAGGUUCUGGAGUCUGCAGCUCAUAUCUACAACUGUAAUCAUCUUCAUUGUUUAUCAUUAAAAUGAAGAUCCAUGAGGAACCAUGUUGACGCUGCUAUCCAGCAAACUUCCAUCUAGUCGACGGCCUUUUUUUCUGUAAAUCUGCCAAAGACUCUUGUUAAACUUUUCUAUCGAUGCUUCUUCAGGGGCGGGGUUGGGUUACAGCAGCUAAGCAUUGUCCUGCCUACUUUGGAUACAGGGGGCGGGGACAUCCAAAGGGGAGGGGCUUACCCUUUUUUUUUCUAUUUAUGUUUUUGUUUCACAACAAAAACAUAAAACCGAAUGUUCUGCGCAAAAUACAACAAAUCAAAAAUGGCCUUUUCCCCCCACUGGUGCUGAAUUUUUAAAUGACUGACCAACAGCAACACCGUGUGGUCAAGGUGAAGCUUUUCAUCAACAACCACCACCCACCCUUGCCUCCCCCCUCCACAUACACUUUGUCUUCAUCUUCUCACAACAUCCUUCCAUCCGGGCUGAUGGAGGGUAGUGUGUCCUUGUGAAUGGACGAGCAAGGGCAUGCUGGGAAAUGCAGUAUAUCCAAUGAAUGCACUGUGACGGAGGACAGACGGGCCAUGUAGCACGACUCCUGUGGAGAACGAUGGAAACGAACUGGCGUCCAUGUUUCCACGUCUGUGCGAAGAAAAGUUAAUUUUGUUUGUGCCAUUUUUUUUCUGUUUUGUUUGUUUGGAAAAGCCCAGGAAAAUUUCAUAUGAAAUAUGAAGUCUGAUGUUUGUUGGUGGUGUUGCUGUAAUUGUUUUUUUCCUAUUUGUUUUUGCUUGUAUCACAAUGCAUUCUGGUCCCUGUAGUCCUGUGCGUUUUGGUUCUGUUGGCAAGUAAUGGUUCAGUGGGUUUUCUGGAUCUUUGGUUCGUUUAUUUCUGUGUGGGUGGAAUCAGUUUUUCGUGGCAUUCAAAAAAGUUACAGCAGGAAGGAAAAUUCACAUAAAAAUAGGUAAGGUUUUUCAGUGGGAGUGAGACCUCUCUGCCAUCUCAGUGUCCUCAAAAGGAAAAAGUUUUUGUAAAUCCAAAUGUCUGCAUAUUCUAUUCUUUCAAAGAAAAAAAAAAAUCUGUUUUUGUAUAUUUUCUUAUUGGAUGCUUAUGAAGUCCUGUUGUAAAGAAUGCAUUUAUCUGAUUGGUUGAAGAGCUGACAAGGGGUCAGAGGUCAUCGGGUCUCUUUUUACCUGCGCUGCAUGAGCAGGAAAAACAAAAACUUCAAUAUAUUUAGUGAAUUUACUUUAAAGAUUUCAGAGAAACUGUAAAGAUAUGAAUCUGUGUUUGAUAAAUUCACCACCAAUAAAAAUAAAGAGUUCCACUAAACAUG